Messenger RNA from Glossina fuscipes, 897 nucleotides. Its product is annotated as protein BCCIP homolog. The record is from RefSeq and is a predicted model, not a curated record. NCBI's taxonomy places the organism in Eukaryota, Metazoa, Arthropoda, Insecta, Diptera, Glossinidae. The transcript has 3 exons. Bases 1 to 897 code for a protein of 298 amino acids. Gene Ontology annotation, cellular component: nucleus.
AUGUCUUCUAAACAGAGCGAAAAUUUAAAUGAAAUAGAAGAAGAUUUCAUUGAAGAUAUUAUGGACAGUGAAGAUGAUCUGCCGCAUUCCGAGUUAUGUUCAAGCCAUCAGAUCGAUGUUGAGGAUUGCAAGCCCUCGGAUCCAGAUUGGCGUGGCAUUUAUCGGCUUUUGCAAAAGGUUUUUUUUAAGGCUCAUAUCGAUUUACAGGCAAUGUCCGAAAUAAUUAUAGAACAAAAUUUUAUCGGUAGUGUUAUACGUCAGUAUAAAUCAGAUAACAAUGGUAAUGAGUUGGAUGACGGAAAUGUAAGCGGUGAGAAUCCGUUACAAUAUCACCGUACCAUUUUUGGUAUAACUACAGUAUUAAAUAUUACUGACAAAGAAGAUAUUGCCAAUAAACGUUGUCUCCAAGAAUUACGUUCUUUUCUAAUUGAAAAAGCUGAGAAAAGUACCAAUAAUACAUCAUUCAAAAAUUUUUGCGAUGCCCUAGACAAUGAAGCUCACCCGAUUGGCUAUCUGAUUAAUGAGCGUUUUUUGAAUAUACCGGCCAAGAUUUCAAUACCAUUAUUGGAGAAUUUACAACAAGAAAUUACGGCUGCCCAGAGUGAAAAUGUUAAAUAUGAUUUCGUUUAUUUUCUCAUGAUUAUAAAGAUAUAUCGUAAAGAGGCGAAAGAGAAUGAGCCUAAACAGGAUUACUACGUUAAUGCGGAGGAAGAAUUACUUGUGCAGAAAGCUGUAGACUCUUUUGAGUAUUCAGUUGCCGACGUAUCUGAUGCAGAUUAUUCCGGUGAUUGGUUGAAAGGUCUAAUACCUUAUCGAAAGAUUAUACUCUACGAUGCUAAACAUUUGCCCGAUUCCAUUGUUGAUAUACGAAAACAUAUUACCGGUGAUGCUUUCUGA